This is a messenger RNA of Aspergillus sclerotioniger CBS 115572, 1468 nucleotides long. Its product is annotated as NAD(P)/FAD-dependent oxidoreductase. Gene Ontology annotation, molecular function: NADH dehydrogenase activity. NCBI's taxonomy places the organism in Eukaryota, Fungi, Ascomycota, Eurotiomycetes, Eurotiales, Aspergillaceae. The transcript has a single exon. The coding region runs from base 148 to 1383 and encodes 411 amino acids. The record is from RefSeq and is a predicted model, not a curated record.
UCGGGGUCUCGUUAAUCGAUGGAAACCCGUGCAAGGAAUAUAAAAUGGCUCUCAAUGUCUUGCUUGAUGACCCUCAUCUCAUAUCCCAACGUCAUCGCCACCAUCAUCAUCUACAAUCACCCCCACUCCUGCUCAUAGCAUCCAACCAUGGCAAGCAAGAUCGUCAUCAUCGGCGCCGGCUUUGCUGGCGUCUGGAGUGCCCUCGCAGCAAAACGACUCAUCAAUCUCAACAACAAGGAGAACAAUGUCGAAGUCCUCGUCAUCGCCCCCGAACCAACCCUCGUCAUGCGAAUCCGGCUUUACGAGACCAACGCCUCCUCCAUGACCCACCCUCUCGGCCCCCUCUUCGAAGCCGCAGGCAUCAAAUACAUCCAAGGCACCGUCACCACCAUCCAACCCGAAACACACUCCAUCCUCGUCCAAUCCCCCUCAAGCCCCAACUCAACCAUCCCAAUCACCUACAACCGCCUGAUCCUCGCAGCCGGAAGCACCCUCAUCCACCCACCCAGCAUAACCGGCCUCCAGGACCACGCCUUCAACAUCGACUCCCUCCCCUCAGCCACCAAACUUAACACCCACCUCUCCAACCUCCCCUCCCUCCCAGAAACCUCCGCCCGAGACACCAUCGCCAUCUGCGGCGCCGGUUUCACCGGAAUCGAACUCGCCACCGAGCUCCCCAAACGCCUCACCCACCUCCCCAACCCCCGAAUCGUUCUGAUCGACACGGCCAACGAAAUCGGCCCCGAACUCGGCGCUGGCCCCCGUCCCAUCAUCACCGAAGCUAUCAACGCCCUGAAGAUCCACCUCAAACUCAACUCAUCAGUCACAUCCAUCACCGCGGACAGCGUGACCCUCUCCACCGGGGAAACCAUCCAAACCAACACCACAAUCUGGACAGCAGGUGUAAAAGCCACCCCAUUAACCCACCAAAUCCCCAGUCCUAAAGACCAUCUUUCACGUCUCCACGUCACGCAACAUCUCCGCGUCCCUUCCACGCCUGAUAUAUUCGCCACUGGCGAUGUAGCCUGCGUCCUCGCUGACACAGAAGGUCAUUACGCGUUAAUGUCCUGCCAACAUGCCCUUGAACUAGGUCGUGUCGCGGGACAUAACGCGGCUGCGGAUCUUCUCGGUGAGUCCCGGUGGGAGUACUCCCAGGCUGGGUACGUGACUUGUUUGGAUCUGGGGGCUUGGGGGGCGGUGGUUUCGCAGGGCUGGGAACGAGAGGUGAGGUUUGCGGGGGAGUUGGCGAAGCGCGUGAAAGGGUUUAUCAAUGGGACGGCGAUUUAUCCGCCGGUUGAUGUGGAGGAGGCGUUGGGUGCGGCGGCACCGGGUAGUUAUCAGUCGGAUGUGUUGUUGGAGGAGAUUGUGAAGGUGGUGGGGUAGCUGCGUUUGUUCGGUUGAUGCGCUUUAGUUUGUUUUCUGGCUUUGUCUUUGGAUUUGUUGUUUAUUUAAUGUAACUAACUGCAGG